UUUUGAAGUUACAAUUCAGUAAACAUUUUGAAGUGGACAUGUUUCUGAGAAACUUUUUUAAAAGAAAACCCAAAACAACGGCACAUAAACUUGUGAACAAUUCUUUUGGAAAUUAUGAGGUUAUUGAACCAUGGGAAGUUUCUGAAAUUAGAGGAGUACCACCAUAUAUCCCUAAACCUUCUUACAGUCAAACUAUGACACCUCGAGACGGACCAAAGAAACCAGAAGUUAAAGAUAAAAAUCAAAUACAGAGUAUGAGAGAUAGUUGUAGUUUUGCUAAACGAAUAUUAACUCAUAUUGAACAAUAUAUAAAGCCUGGCAUGACCACAGAUGAAUUAGAUGCAACAGUUCAUGAAAUGAUUAUAAGUAAUGGAGCUUAUCCUAGCCCACUUAAUUAUAAAGGAUUUCCAAAGUCAAUAUGCACUAGUAUCAAUAAUGUUGCAUGUCAUGGAAUUCCAGAUAAAAGACCUUUAUUAAAAGGAGAUAUACUUAAUGUUGAUGUAACAGUAUAUUUACAUGGGUAUCAUGGAGAUUGUUCAAAAAUGUUUGAAGUAGAAGAAUGUGAUGAUGAAGCCAAACGAUUGAUAAGUGUAACAAAAUUGUGCUUAAAAAAAGCUAUUGAUAUUUGUAAACCUAAUGAGAAUUUUUCUAGUAUAGGAAAUAUUAUUGAAGAAACAGCAUGUAAACAUGGAUAUUCUAUAGUUCCAAUAUUUGCAGGACAUGGCAUAGGUACAUACUUUCAUGGACCACCAGAUAUUUUUCACUUUGCAAAUAACUUUGAUGGAAAAAUGCUGCCUGGGAUGACAUUUACCAUUGAACCAGUUUUAAGUCAAGGUAAUGAAGAAGUUAAAAUUUUAGAAGAUGGAUGGACAGCUGUUACAGUAGAUAAUGCACGAACUGCUCAAUAUGAACAUACUAUUUUGAUCACCGAUUCUAGCUGUGAUGUACUGACACGUUAACCAUAUAAAAUUAUAUUUGUACAUACAUUUUUCUCGGAUUUGAAUCUCAUAACCAUCGUAAAUCGU
Molecule: messenger RNA, 1025 nt
Organism: Habropoda laboriosa
Lineage: Eukaryota; Metazoa; Arthropoda; Insecta; Hymenoptera; Apidae
Product: methionine aminopeptidase 1D, mitochondrial
Exons: 6
Coding region: 39-959 (306 amino acids)
Biological process (GO): proteolysis
Molecular function (GO): metalloaminopeptidase activity
Source: RefSeq, a predicted model, not a curated record